AUGCCAGGAGAUGCUUUGAAAGAGAAGCUGAAACAACUUCAUUGUCACUUCACUUGGGACCUCCAGAAGGAAAAUGUUGAUUUGGAUGAUCUGACAUACAGGUCACAAGAUUCUUCAAAUGCUGGUGCCAUAAAUCAAGCCACAUCCUACAACCAACUCGCUUUUGUAAACUUUCUGCAGGGCAACUAUGAGGAAGCAAUUCAAAAUUUAAAGGAAGCUGAAAAGAUUCUGAAUGGGAACCACAAAGGUGAAUUUGAAAGAAUAAGCAUCAUUACCUAUGGGAACUUUGCCUGGGUGCAUUACCACAUGGGACAUCUGACCGAGGCCCAAUCCUAUCUCAACAAGCUGGAGGUUAUCUGUAAAGCACUCGGAGACGUCCCUCGCUAUACAUCAAUGUUACCUGAGAUGUACGGGGAGAAGGGAUGGUCAUUGUUAAAAUCUACAGCUGAUAACUAUGAGGAGGCAAAGGAAUGUUUUGAGAAGGCUCUGGAGGAAGACCCUGAUAACACAGAGUGGAUCAUGGGAUACACGACUGCUUUGUCUCAGUUGGAAUCAUUUUCCAGAACCCCAGAGAGUGAUAAACAGCGUCAGGCAGUGACGCAUGUGCGGCAGGUGGUGGAGCUUGAUCCAGAUGACUCAGUGGCUGUGGUACCAUUGACCUUGAAGCUACCAGACUUCAGUGAAAAGCAGGAAGCAAAUGGAUUAGUCAAAGAACCACCGCAGAAGGCCACUGACCUUCCAUAUGUGUUUCAGUAUGCAGCAAAAUUUUACAGACAAAAAAGAACUGUGGAGAAAGGUAUCAAGUUAUUGAAGGAAGCUUUAGAAAUAACUCCAAACUUCUUUCACAAUGAAAUGGCCAUGUGUUACAAGGGUAGAAGGAGAAACAUGCAGAAAACUCCAUUCUGCAGGAACCAUCACUGUCUUUUAUCUGAAUUGAUCUGUCAAUGCAAGUAUCACUUUGAAAAAACAUAUGAAAACAGCUUAAGUUCAGCAAUUAAAUCACAACUGGACUUUGCAAACUUCUGUGAAGUAAUUGGAGACUGCUCCAAAGCAGACGAGAUCUAUAGCAACUUGGUGAAGCUAAAGAAUACUUGUCCAGAAAGCAUGCAGAAAAUAUGUUUAUAUGCUGGGUCAUUUGAACUGCACCACAAAAAGUCUGAAUUCGAUGCUAUUAAUCUACUGCUGAAAGGCCUGAAGGUUGAUUAUGAUUCAAACGAACGCAAAAUGUGUCAAAAGGAAUUGGAGAACUGGGCAGACAGGAAACUUUGCAGGUAUCAACAUGAUGGCAAGGCCCUUGGUAUUAAAGCAUUAGUGUAUCAGCUGGAUGGGAACAAGUCUAAAGCUAUCGAAUACUUUCAGAAAGCCUUGAUGAUUGAUCCUUGCAAUGAGGAAUAUUUGAGUGCACUUUGCGAAUUAUGCCUUUCCAUCAAAAGUCAAAAUGAUGAUUGA
Hypanus sabinus (Atlantic stingray) is the source of this 1449-nucleotide messenger RNA. Its product is annotated as interferon-induced protein with tetratricopeptide repeats 5-like. Gene Ontology annotation, cellular component: cytosol. Gene Ontology annotation, biological process: defense response to virus. The coding region runs from base 1 to 1449 and encodes 482 amino acids. NCBI's taxonomy places the organism in Eukaryota, Metazoa, Chordata, Chondrichthyes, Myliobatiformes, Dasyatidae. The transcript has a single exon. The record is from RefSeq and is a predicted model, not a curated record. Gene Ontology annotation, molecular function: protein binding.